Messenger RNA from Biomphalaria glabrata, 10818 nucleotides. Its product is annotated as fibrillin-1-like. The transcript has 67 exons. The record is from RefSeq and is a predicted model, not a curated record. The coding region runs from base 448 to 9054 and encodes 2868 amino acids. Gene Ontology annotation, molecular function: calcium ion binding. Lineage: Eukaryota; Metazoa; Mollusca; Gastropoda; Planorbidae.
UGGGUGUAGUUGUUUAUUUGUGUUCAGUCAGAAACAGAAGCUACGCGUUCAAACUAUGACAUAGAAAUAUUUGCAUACUAUACAUUAUUUUUAAUGCAUUCCAAAUUGUUUUCUUUAUUUAAAAAAAUAUUUUUACUUCAUUUAGAACUAUUUACAUUUAUUUCGCUUGGUGUUAAUACCAUGCCAAAGUUGUAAUUCUUUGACAUCUUUUGUGUUUGAAUACUAAUUAAAGCUUUUUCUUCACAGUCUUGUUAUAGAUAAUUAAUGUUCUAGUUUAAAACUUUCUAUCUGUGCGUGUGUAGCUUUCAAAUAGUUCUACGUUCUCGAAAGUUAUUUCCUAGCUGUAGGGGGAAUGUUUUGCUGAACAGAUCUACACGAUGUAUGGAAAGGAUUUUAUGCUGUGUUAAAUUUUGUUAAGUUUGUUCAAGGGAGUUGGCAAUAACCAAGAUGUUUAGAGUGAAUUCCAGAUUAACUAUUUACUCAUUACUGAGCCUGCUCAUCGUGAUGCUGUCUGUGAUCUUGCCACAAGAUUCACUGGCAGCUAGAAGUAGGUCAAAGUCAAAGUCUAAUACUGACACUAUUAAUGGACUGCAAGCCGAUGAACCAAGAGGACCGAAUGUAUGUGGGCCCCGCUUUCGCAGGCAGUGUUGCCACGGCUGGAGCAGGCCGGACUCCGGAAAUCUGUGUAUAAUUCCUGUUUGUAUAGCUGGCUGUGGUAGCGGUAAAUGCAUUCGUCCGAAUUUAUGUUCAUGUCCGAAUCAAAGACGACCAUCACCGCAGUGUUCGGACUCAGAGAGUCAAGAUAAGUGUCCAGGUGGCUGUUUAAACGGUGGCAGGUGUAUUUCCAAGGAUAAGUGUGCUUGUACAUAUGGUUUUGUUGGCAAAAAUUGUGAAUUAGAUUUUCGAACUGGUCCUUGUUUCACUCAAAUCAGUGACCAGAUUUGUCGUGGGCAGUUAACUCGUGUAGUAUGUACCAAAGCACUAUGCUGUUCAACCAUUGGAGUGGCCUGGGGGAAACCCUGCGAGCAGUGUCCAAGCAUUUCACAUCCUUGCAGAAGAGGCUAUGUCCCGAAUCCAGAGACCAAUACAUGUCAAGAUGUGAACGAGUGUCAUGCCAUCCCAGGCCUGUGUGUGGGAGGCGAGUGCGUCAACACUCUGGGCUCUUACAGAUGUCAGUGUAAAGAAGGUCAGACACAGAACCCCAUUACCAAAAUAUGUGAAGAUAUCAAUGAAUGUGAGCUUACACCUGGCAUAUGUAGUAAUGGACAAUGUAUCAACACAGAAGGAAGUUACUUCUGCCGCUGUGAUUCAGGAUAUGAACCUUCUCCGGAUAAAUCUAAAUGCAUUGCCUCACAACAGGGUUACUGCUACACGCGAGUGUCUGGGCGACAAUGUCAAGGUCGUAUACAAGAAAGAAUGAGCCUACGGGACUGCUGCUGCUCGGUAGACAUGGGUAAAGGAUGGAGUCUAAGUGGACAGACGUGUCAGCCCUGCCCUGUUGCGAGCACAGAUGCCCACAAGAAACUGUGUGACCCUCUGUCCAGUACUAAGUUUGACUACUGCAAGUCAUUGGAUAAUCUUUGUGAGAAUGGAAGAUGCAUAAGUCUUGAAGACUCUUUCAGAUGUGAAUGCAAUCCUGGAUUUAGAAAUGAUUCACAGGGCAAUUGUGUUGACGUAGAUGAAUGCAGUCGACCAGGAAUAUGUAGCCAUGGCAGAUGUACUAACACAAAAGGAGGCUUUGAGUGUAAAUGUAACCCAGGAUUUGCUUUGUCCAAGGAUGGAACUUACUGCACAGACAUGAAUGAAUGUGAAACAGUGCAGAUGUGUCCCAAUGGAAGAUGUAUCAACAUGGAUGGUUCUUAUAAGUGUGUUUGUAACCCAGGCUUUAGGCAAUCACCAAACCAGCAAAUCUGUUUUGAUAUUAAUGAAUGCACUGAAAAUGGAAGGGUUUGUCAACAUGGGCGAUGUGUGAAUACUGAAGGCAGUUUCCGUUGUGACUGUGACCCUGGUUUUCAGUUAGCUCCAGAUGGGGCAUUUUGCAUUGACUAUGAUGAAUGUAAGCGUACUGGCAUGUGUACCAACGGCAGGUGUCACAACAUGAUGGGUAGCUACAAGUGUAUCUGUAAUCCUGGCUUCCAGCUAGAUUCAUCCAACCAGGCAUGUAUAGACAUCAAUGAAUGUGAAACUCAUCCAAGAAUCUGCAACAAUGGCAUGUGCAUUAAUAAUCAAGGUAGCUUCAGAUGCGAAUGUCCACAAGGAUUUGUUCUGGGACAAGAUGGAAGAACAUGCUUGGAUGUUCGACAAGGAUUAUGCUACCCUGAUUAUAGAGAUGGCCAGUGCUUAAAUCCACUACUUCGUCUUAUGUCCAAGUCUGCUUGUUGUUGUACUCUGUCUGCUCCAGGUCAAACCUAUGCCUGGGGUCAGGCAUGUAUACCAUGCCCUCGCAUGGAGGACCCUGAGUUUAUUCAGCUUUGUCCUUUUGGCAAAGGAACUGAUCAUGAUGGGAAAGAUAUUAAUGAGUGCUUACAACAGCCAGACAUCUGUACCAAUGGUAUCUGUGAGAACAUUGAAAUGGGUUACAGAUGUAUUUGUAACCCUGGCUACAGGCAGGACUCUGCAGGACUCAGAUGUUUAGAUAUCAAUGAGUGUGAAGCCAAUCCAAUGCUUUGUGAUGGAGGGCAAUGUAAAAAUACACCUGGAAGCUUCCAAUGCACCUGUCCUACUGGUUAUAGAUUCAGUGGUGCUACCAGGAUGUGUGAAGAUAUCAAUGAGUGUGUUGAAAGACCCUGUGUUGGAGGAGAGUGUAUCAAUACACAAGGCAGCUUUAAAUGCAAGUGUGGACCUGGUAGAAUACUUGACACAACAGAACGCAUUUGUAUAGAUAAUCGUCAGGCCACCUGUUGGUUGAGUAUACUCAAUGGAAACUGUGAGAACAGCCUACCUGGUCUGUUAACCCAAUCUGAAUGUUGUGGCUCUAUAGGGCAGGCUUGGGGAAGUCCUUGUGCCCCAUGCCCUUCUCAAACUGAACUUCACUGUCCUAAAGGAUUCACUUUUAAGAAUGGAAUCAACUGUGUUGAUAUCAAUGAAUGUGAGAGGAUUCCAAAUUUAUGUAAAGGAGGCGGCCAGUGUGUCAAUACUGAGGGAUCUUUUAUUUGUACCUGUCCACCUGGUCUUGUACUAGACAAUACCAGACUGCGUUGUAUAGAUACACGCAAGAGUAACUGUUAUCAAGACUAUUCCCGAAUGUUCUGUUCCAAGCCUUUCAUGGGUGUGUAUAGCAAGGUUGAUUGUUGUUGCUCCAUUGGAGUGGCUUGGGGUGAACCAUGUGCAGGAUGUCCCCAAAUAGGAUCAGAUGAACACACAGCAUUGUGUAAAGACCAUGAUGGAGGGGAACCAUUUAGAGAUAUAAAUGAGUGCACCAUGUUCCCUGGCCUGUGUGUUAAUGGCAGGUGUAGAAACACAUUUGGUAGCUUUGAAUGUGACUGCAACCCUGGCUAUGCUAAAGAUAGCUUUGGCACAAACUGCACUGACAUUGAUGAAUGCAGGAUCUCCAUGGUUGACAUUUGUAGUCCAGGAAGAUGUGUCAAUGUUCCAGGGUCAUUUUACUGUGAAUGUGGACCUGGGUAUAAAGGCAUAAUGAUGAAUCAAAUGUGUGUUGACAUUGAAGAAUGUGAAGACAGUAGGUCACUGUGCCGUGGUGGCAGCUGUAUGAACACUCAAGGAAGCUAUGAAUGUGUUUGUCCUGAUGGACAUGAGCUAGCCCCUGAUGGUCAGGUCUGCAAAGAUAUCGAUGAGUGCUCAUCUAGUAGCAGCAUCUGUUCCAAUGGACACUGUGAAAACUUUAUGGGAGGCUACCAGUGUAUCUGUAACCAAGGAUAUGUUCCUAACGAACUCAAGUCAAUGUGCAUUGAUAUCAAUGAAUGUGAGUCUGAAAAUGGUGGUUGCCAGGCAGUGUGUGUCAAUAUGCCAGGUAGUUUUACUUGCUCUUGUGGUACUGGCUACCUGCUCCUCACUGAUGGCAGAACAUGUGUUGAUGUGGAUGAAUGUAAAGAACAACCCAAUAUAUGUGAUGGUGGUAGGUGUGAGAACUUGCCUGGCUCCUAUAGAUGCAUCUGUACUGGAGGAUUAAAUCCAUCACAGGACCAGAAGAGAUGUUUAGAUGUGGAUGAAUGUCUUACCAACAAGAAUCUCUGUCUGAAUGGUGUAUGUCAAAAUACUCAUGGCUCCUAUGUAUGCAAAUGUGAUAUUGGUUACUCAGUGAAGACACAGAUCAGAGCCACUGGAUGCACUGAUGAAAAUGAGUGUGAGUCAGGAUCCUCUGGUUGUGAUGCUAAUGCUGCAUGCAUCAAUACCCAGGGCUCCUUCAAAUGUGAUUGCAAGCCUGGAUACACAGGAGAUGGUUUCACUUGUCGAGAUGUCAAUGAGUGUAUACGUAAUAAUGGAGGUUGUCACAGGGAAGCUGCAUGUAUAAACACACCAGGAAGCUUCAGGUGUAUUUGUGACGAAGGUUUUAGUGGUGAUGGAUUCCAUUGUCAAGAUGUGGAUGAAUGUAUGGUGGAUCCUGGACUUUGUGAAAAUGGCCAGUGCUUGAACUAUGCUGGUGGAUUUAGAUGUGAAUGUGAUAUGGGCUUUGCACCAACAGAGGAUGAGAGAUCUUGUAAAGACAUUGACGAAUGCACAAUGUUCCGCAACCUUUGUGUCAACGGGAAGUGUGAGAAUGUCUUUGGAAUGUUUCGGUGCAACUGCAACCUAGGAUAUAAGCUAGAUGCCACUGGAGGGAACUGCACAGAUAUUGAUGAAUGUGAAAAUCCUGACAACUGCAAAUAUGGUAUUUGUGUGAAUCAGCAAGGCAGCUAUGUUUGUCAGUGUCCACCACAUUUUGAAAGCAAUCCAACUGGAACAGGAUGUAUUGAUAGAAGAUUAGGCUUUUGCUACAUGGAUGUACCUUUGACUAGUGGUCGCUCUGGCGUGUGCAAUGACAAAAUUGCUGAGGAUGUUUCAAGGGCAACUUGUUGCUGCAGUUUGGGCAAGGGUUGGGGCGAAGUCUUCGGCAUUUGUGAACCUUGCCCCAGAAAUGGAACUGCUGAGGCAGUGGCCUUAUGCCCUGGUGGGCCAGGUUUUAAACCAGAUCCUACUACUCUUGAUUUGGAAGAUAUUGAUGAGUGUGUGGAGAUGCCUGGUCUUUGUGAAGGAGGAGAAUGUCAGGACACAUUUGGUUCCUAUCUGUGUAUUUGUAAGCCUGGCUUUAGGCUGGAUCAGCUGAGAAAGAAAUGUGUGGACAUUAAUGAAUGUGAGGAGGAUCCUAGAAGAUGUGGAGUUGGCAGGUGUAUCAACACUAAUGGCAGCUAUCAAUGUGUCUGUCCUGAUGGAUAUAUUCUUAUGGAGGAUGGAGAAACCUGCAUGGAUAUGAGAAAAGCUAACUGCUACAAAGAUGUCCGCAACGUCACCAGUCGUCUUAGAGAUAUUCAGUGCUCUGAACCAUUGACUAUGCCACAGACCAGGUUCCAGUGUUGUUGCCUGUUUGGUGUGGCAUGGGGAGAACCAUGUUCUAUCUGUCCAACCAGAGGCUCAAAGGAGUUCAAAGCUCUAUGUGAAGAGGGUCCCAUUAAAAUUACAGAGAUUAAUGAGUGUGAAGUAAAUCCUGAUCUAUGUAAAAAUGGAAGAUGUAUAGAUUUGCCUUACAGUUUCCGCUGUGAAUGUUAUAAAGGUUAUGUUUAUGAUAGCUCAGCACAGACUUGUGAAGAUGAAAAUGAAUGUAUCCGAGAUGUAAAUCCUUGCAUUGGCAAUGCUCAGUGUGUAAAUGUUCCUGGUAGCUAUAGAUGCAGCUGCCCAGAUGGCUACACUUUGAGACCUGAUGGACGCAGAUGUGAAGAUAUCAAUGAGUGUCAAGAGAUUGCUGGUGUUUGUAGAAAUGGUAAAUGCAGAAAUCUUGAAGGAAGUUACAGUUGUACUUGUGAUUCAGGAUACAGACUAUCACCAAGUCGCGAAAACUGUAUAGAUAUUGAUGAAUGUGAGUCUAGACCAGGGCUGUGUAGAAAUGGAACUUGCUUUAAUACUGAGGGCAGUUUCAGGUGCCACUGUAACACUGGCUUCACACUUUCUCUGGAUGGGGAAUGUAUUGAUAUUGAUGAAUGUAUUGCCAUGAUUGGUAUCUGCACAAAUGGCAGGUGUAUCAAUACACAAGGUUCAUUUACCUGUCAGUGUCCACAAGGAUACACACUGUCUUCUGACAAACAGCAUUGCAGAGAUCUAGAUGAGUGUGUGGAAAUGGAUGCUAUGUGUCUAAGAGGAAAAUGUCAGAAUAUGGAUGGCUCAUUCAUAUGUACAUGCCCUAAAGGUUUUCAGCUUGCACCAGAUGGAAAAACUUGCAUAGAUGUGAAUGAAUGCCAGAAUUUAACAAAUCCUUGCUACGGUGGACGGUGUGAUAAUACUGAAGGAGGUUUUCGAUGUAUAUGUCCACCUGGACUAGAAGUCACAAAAGAUGGAAUGGCUUGCUUGGAUCACAGACCUGGUAACUGUUAUGAUGGGUUUGAGUUUAAUCGAUGCAUCGCACCAAGGGCAGGAACUCUAACUAAAGCUCAAUGCUGUUGUUCAGAAGCUGCUGCCUGGGGACUCUCUGGACAGUGUAACUUGUGUCCAUUUCCUGGAGAUGAUGAAUUUAAGGUUCUAUGCCCUCAUGGUUAUGGUUUUGUACCAAACAAGGAUGGAGAUAUUGAAGAUAUCAACGAGUGUCUUGUAAAUCCUGCCAUUUGCAUAAAUGGAAUCUGUAUAAAUAAUGACGGUUCUUCCCGCUGUGAAUGCAGGGAAGGUUUUAUUUUGGAUGCUAGUGGAAGGAAUUGUAUAGAUAAAGACGAAUGUCAAGAGAGAGAUGUUUGUGGGAAUGGGACAUGUCAUAAUACAAUUGGCAGCUUUGAGUGUACAUGCAAUUCUGGAUUUGAGCCUGGACCAGAUGAAAAAUGUGUUGAUGUGAAUGAGUGUCUGACCCCACUAAAUCAAUGUGCUUUCCGCUGUGCUAACAUUCCUGGCUCUUUCCGUUGUGUCUGUCCAAUGGGUUACAAAGUAGCUGCUGAUGAAGUACACUGUGAAGAUGUCGAUGAGUGUGCAACCCCUGCUCAUAAAUGUAGAUAUGCAUGUAAAAAUACUGUGGGAUCAUUCUUGUGUGUAUGUCCUGAAGGGUUCACUCAAGUUGGACAGGAUGAAUGUCGAGAUAUUGAUGAAUGCCGUACACCUGGUGUUUGUGAAAAUGGAAGAUGCUUUAAUACACAAGGUGGAUACAGAUGUGACUGUAACCCAGGAUUUCAACCCACUGAAGAUGGCAAAUCUUGUUAUGAUCGCCGUGCAGAUUUCUGUUACUUGGAAUUACAAGGUGGUCGCUGUGUAAGAACUCCAGAUUUAGCUCGCAUGACUAAGACUGAAUGUUGCUGUUCUCUUUCAGCAGCUUGGGGACGAGGCUGUGAGAGGUGCCCAGCUGUUAACACAGCUGCCUUUAACAAGCUUUGUCCUCAAGGUCCAGGCUUAACUCCAGAUGGUAAAGAUAUUGAUGAGUGUGCUAGUAUGCCAGGGGCAUGUAAAAAUGGCAGGUGUCUGAAUACUCUGGGCUCAUACAGAUGUGUCUGUGACAAAGGUUACAAGACAGACAUUUCAGGAAAGAAAUGUGUGGAUCUCAAUGAAUGCAGACAAGAUCCAAAGCCUUGUGAGUUCACUUGUUCCAAUACUGAAGGAAGUUUUGUGUGCGGAUGUCCUCCUGGCUAUGUCCUCAACAUGGAUGGCUUAACCUGCAGAGAUCUUGAUGAGUGUACUACCAUGAGGCAUGACUGCUCUGGCAGGUGUAUAAAUACUCCAGGCAGCUUCACCUGUGAAUGUGACCCUGGUUUUAGAAAGUCUCGCACCAAUGGCUGUGAUGAUAUUAAUGAAUGUCUAGAAAAUCCUAACUUGUGUGGACCUAUAGGUCAAUGCCAGAAUACAAGAGGCAGCUACCAGUGUGUCUGUCCAAAAGGCUACAGAAGAGAUGACACAGGAACUCAUUGUAUUGAUUUGGAUGAAUGCAAGGAUGCUAAAUGUGAGGGCUUCUGUGACAACAUACCAGGCAGCUUUAGAUGUGAAUGUCUUCCUGGGUAUACACAGAGACCUGGUGGACAGUGUGUAGAUGACAAUGAAUGUGCUGGUGACUAUGUCUGUGGUUUCUUGGCCCUGUGUAUUAAUCAACCAGGCAGUUAUGACUGUCAGUGUACUGGUGGUAGGGACUUUGAUACUAAUACUCUGAGCUGUGUUGAUGGAAAUGCAUGUGGUGACCAUCCUUGCCUGUUUGGCUGCACACCGUCCCAAGGGGGAUCUUAUGUCUGCGGAUGUCCGCCUGGAUAUGAACCAGUAGGAAAAGGACAUUGCAUUAUCACAGCCUCCUCUGCCAGCACUAAGUAUCCACCUGGAACAGAACUUCCUCAUGAGCCUGGCCCCAAUACUUCUGGCAAACUGCCUCCAGGAGAGGGCUGCUACCAGUGUGAUCAUGACUUUGGUGAACUUCCUUUGUCAAAGAGGACCAGAAGAAGUACUUCCAAGUUAACAAGGGAGGCAACAAGUCUCGAUGAGCUAAUAGACUUUUAUUCUACAGCUCAAAAUAUAUCAGUUGGUGAAGUUCUUAAGAGGAGAAACAGUGUCCCAAUGAAAUUAAAUCAUAAAAAGAUGGUGCUGGGUGAAACAUUUAACCCAAGUCUAUCUGCAGACCAAGGCCAGUGGAAUGGAUCCAACGUAAUAGUCAUGCAUGUCUCCAUGAACCAGACCAAACCUCACACUAAGCUCAUCAAGGUCAUACCAGCCUUGACUGCUCUAAAGCACAACGUGAAAUACAGGAUCAAGUCUGGCAACAAGGAAGGCUACUUCUCCAUGCACAAGAAGAAAGGCAUUAGCUCCCUUCAGUUUGCUCAUCACGUCCGCCAACCAAAGAAAUUCCAUCUAGAGAUCGAGUGCAAGCCAAUACAAAGUGACGAGAAAGUGGAGAACAGGACGUAUCACUUGGAGCCCUACAUUCUUCACUUGGAGAUUCAUGUGGUCAACUAGAUGGAAUAACGUUUUUAAAAAAAUUGUUUAGUAUGUGUGGAGCAUGGUGUAUUAAAUUUGUUUUUCAUCUCUACUUGUUCCAAGCAUGAUAUAUGUUCUCAGUGUUUGGUUAACUUAGCAGAGAUGUUGUUUCAUGUUGAUAGAUGUUGAUGUAUGUUGAUAAAUGUGCUGUAUGUUCAUACUUUGUGAUAAUUGGGCUCAUUUCAUGAACAUUAUUGCACUGUGUUCAUUGUUCAUGGGAUGAGAUAAAUGUCAAGAAAAUAAAACCAUACUUUUGUAUUCGUAUGCUUUAGAUUGAUUGUAAUAUUGAUCCAUGCGCCAUGUAAAUUAUUGGUUUAUAAAUUGAAUUUAUGCAAUUUAUUUGAUUUGAAUAAUCUAUAAAUUAUGACUCUUUUACUAAAAAAAAUGUAAAUGGCAAUAAAUACAAUCAAUAUCUAUUCAAGGGUUUUCCAUUGUGACUUUAAGUUCAUUUUAUUUUUAUUUAAAAAAUUUGCACUACUACCAUUUUUUGUUGAAACUUAGAAAACAAAAGAAUUUUAUACUCAAAUAUUCAAAUUUAUUUCAGACAAUCAAAUGAAUUUUAAAUUGAAAAGGGAAGUGGGCAUUAAUUAACUUAAUUUAAAAAGAAAAAAAAAGGAAGAUCUAGUUCCUUGUGAACAACAGUUUCUUGAUAUGUUACUUCAGAGCUGGUCAGUUGUUGUAGAUAUUACUUCAGAGCUGGUCAGUUGUGUUCAGUAAUGUGUCAUUGUAUCAUUUAUUUUUAAUUUUUUUGACCAAACAAAAAACCCUUACCCCAAUGGUUAAAAGAAUUUUAUUUUUUUUCUAUUAUCAAAACAAUAAUUUGUGAACUCAAAAUCUCAUCAAACCAGAAAAUUCUGUGUUGUGAAAAGAGUAGUGCUUAACUUGGUAUUUGAACACAAAUUAGAGUAGGCAUAGAAUGUGAACAAAUGUCUGCAUGGGCAUCAAACUAGCAGUUGAGUUGAUCAUCUUUAUCAUGCAAAGUCUAUAAAUCUUGGCUUUCCAUUACAUGCCGAAAUUCUUAAGCUAUGAUUUACACUAGUUUUGUGUUAAAGUAAGUUGAAAACAUUUUCCUGAAUCAAGUUUAGUUUUACUUUCUCUUAUGUGUUAUUACCAAAAUGAGAGUAAAAUAAAUAUUGUAUUGGUCAAAUGUGUAGAGGCUGUAUGAUUGUAGCCAAACUCUUUCUAAAGCUGACUUGAAAUCAUUUUGCACCCACAACUGCUCAAACACAGUGGCAUCUUAUGAGCAUCUAGGGAAUUUAAUUUUAACUUGAUACAGUUUAAUCAUGGGAGUCUCACCAAAGAAAUCUUAUAAUAAUGACAUGUAUUUUUUGCUCUGUGCAUUUAAUUCAAAUACAAAUGUCCUUUGUUGCAUAUUGUCAAACGAUACAUUAUUAUGUAUUUUACUGUGUUAGAUUAUAGUAAACCAAAUGGUUUCGACGCUUCAUAUAUAAUUUCUAUGUUAUCUGCCUAUUUGUUGUUAUGUUAUAUAACUACUGUGCCUUUCUAGAACAUAGUUCAUUCAUAUGUUUGUAUGUACUGACAGCUGUCAUUUAUUCCCUAUAAAAAUUAUUGUAUCCUUUCCUUGGACUAAUCAAUUAUUCUCAUAGUUAUGAGUUAUAUUCUUAGAUUGCAUUUAACUUGGAAUCAGCUUGUUUCCAAUGUUCUCAUUGACUAUGCAGUAAAAUUAUGCUCUAACAGUUUCAAUUAUAGCCAAUAUAAGAUACCAAAAAGUAUAUGAAAACA